AUGGGUUCUGGUUGUAGUCAUUCCGCAUCGUGUGCCAAUAUUGUUGAUUCAACGGCACAUGCACCUCAAAAGCAUCCCAACUUGAAAACAACAAGCGGAUCCUCUUCUAUUCCUUCUCAGGCAGGCGAGAAAUUGAAUGAUCGUGAACAUCCAAAUGUUCACGGAGAAGGGACCAAGGGGAAUCAUUAUCAUCUCGCAACGUGGGACGAUACCAUUUCGGUGGGUAGUACAACAGGAUCUACGAUCAGUUCGAAACCGUCCGGUAUUGAGGUUCGGAAGGCUUACUCUUUCAAAAUUCCAGAACCAAGAUUAAGUUUUGUUGGGUUUAAUUAUUUGAAUACUUCAAGCAGUGUCACAAAGGAGCCAUUCAUGACCGAAUCAAAUUUAAUGAUGUAUUCAUCCUUCUUACCCCAACAUUUGUUUUACAACUUGAAAAGCAUCUAUUAUUCGAAUAUAUCCAAAGGAAUACAUUCCGAAAAAAUUCUUGAUGAGCAUCAUCAUUUGGAGGAUAUAUCUCCUCAGAGCAAUUUUUCGUACGAGACAUGUAUUUUAAUGUUGGAUGUGAGUGGGUUUACACCCCUGACGGAAACAUUGUCUAAAGAGCCGAACGGAGCUGAGCUGCUCACAAAGUAUAUGAAUAAUUAUUUCACUACAUUGAUAUCCUAUAUUUAUGAAUUUGGAGGUGAUGUCGAGAAAUUUUCAGGUGACGCUUUGAUUUGCCAAUUUUACUAUCCACGAAAGGAUCGAACCUUGACCGAUUGCUUGAUAGCAGCCGUUCAGUGUGCUCUAAAAAUUCAAGGCACUGAACAAUUACGAGUUUUCAAAAUUAAUAAUGACAUUUCUUUGCACAUUCAUUGUGGAAUAUCGAUUGGAAAAGUUGUGACCCAUCAUAUUGGAGGAGUGAGUGAUUACUGGCUUCGAAUUACGCAUGGACCUGCAUUGACAGAUAUGGCCAGUGCUCUCAAUAAUAGCCAAGUUGGCCAAGUUGUGUUAACAAAACAAGCAUAUGAACGAUGUAAACAAUUCAUUACAUGCCGUCAAGUGGAGGGCGUGAAUGAGGAGGUUUAUCUUGCCAUUUCAUCCAAGAGACAAGCGGCCUCAAAUCUGGCUCUUCCAAAGAUUAGUUUUCAUGCUUCAUUCGGCCGUGUGAUUCGAAAAUUCGUCUCUCCUCCCGUCCGUAAGAAAGUUGAGGCAGGUCAACACGAUUGGCUUAAUGAAAUUAAACCUCUCACGGUUGGAUUUUUAGGAGUGAGUGACACCAACACAUAUCCAACACCUAACGAUGAAAUGAAGGCCUAUCAAAUGCAAUUAGAAACCGUUCAAAAGAUUUUGGAUCAUUAUGAAGGAUUUAUUGCUAACAUGGUUGCCGAUGAAAAGGGUACCAUUCUUGUAUUCGUUUUUGGUUAUCCAUUAACACAUACUUCAGAUCCCAUACGUGCUGUUAAAGCAGGUACCGAGCUCACUGCCAAACUAAAGGAAAGUGGGAUGAAGUACGGCCUUGGAAUUGCAACAGGAAAGUGUUUUAUUGGAUGUGUCGGUUGCAGCCAGAGACAGGAAUUUACUUGUUAUGGUGACAAGGUUAAUCUAGCUGCAAGACUAAUGAAAGAAUCUGAAAAGCGUGACGGAUGCAUCAUUUGUGACGAGGAAACCUCUUUGUUGUUGAAAGGAAUUCCUGUUGAGCCUCUUGAACCUAUCAAGGUAAAGGGUAAAUCAGAGCCAAUCAAAGUCUCUCAAGUGAUUGAUGCAUCUAUUCAGACUCAAUAUAUGUAUUUCAACUCCUUCAGGAAUAAGACAGCUGAUAGUGGAACAAGCGGCAAGGCAAUGAAUAACUUACAGGAAGGAGAAGAACAAUCAUCAUCAUAUGUAGACCAAUCUACUUCCUCGAACAAUACUACAAAUAUGAAGCAAACAAAAGAACUAGAAACACACAAAGCAGUGCUGACCUGUGAGGGUCAAAAAAAUAACGCAUUUACAGAUGCCUCUCUGAGCGCUCUCCGUGCUCCCAUUGGUCGAGAAGAUUUGUUUGAAAAAAUUUGUUCCUUGGUUUCCAACAAACUGCAAGAGUUUGAGAAUGGUCACACGAGAACAAGAUCAAAUGUUGUCCUUAUUAAGGGUGAUGUUGGUUUAGGUAAAACAGAUCUGUUCACUCGACUUGCCAAAGAGUGGAGAGACAAAAUUGCCUGUGUCUACAACUCUGCCAUUGAAUUUGAAACACCAUUUUAUUUAUUCCAAAAUAAUGUCAAGAUUAGUGUUGCGGAGAGAGUUUGUAAAAAGAAUGGACUGGAAAUGAGGUACGAUAACAUUGAUGCCAUAUAUUCCUCCAUUACACGUGAACAAAAAGAAGAGUUGCUACUGUCAACAUUUACUUCUGACAGUGACCGAAAGCAUUUGUUUUUAAUUAAUGAUGUUUUUGGUGUUCACUUUGAAGAUUUAUCGAAUGAGGGAGAAAAAUUAGAAUCUUCACAACGUGUGAACCUUGCAGCCAGCUUGGUUGCCAGGUUUUUAUCUCACUCAUGGCUAGAAAUGAAAUAUGAAAAUCAACCAUGGUUUUUGAUGUAUGAUGGAUUUCAAUUUGUGGAUCCUUACUCUAGAUCAAUAUUGAGAAAAGUAUUAGAACUUCCUCCUGCCAUGAAUAAUUGUGUAUUACUGAUCACCUCGAGGCCCAUUAACGAGAACGAUGACGAUAUCAUCCAAGCUAAAGAAAAGAAACAAGAGCUGGAAUUUUGGUCUUCAGUAGCUGAUAUGGUCAUUAAUUUACAACCAUUCACGAGAAAAGACACCGAGACUUUAUUAAGAAAAUAUGCCAAUGUUGAGAGUGUGGAUUCGACUGCUUUGAAUAUUAUUUUCGAAAAAACGGAUGGUAAUCAGAUAUUUGUGACGAUGGGAGCACAUUUCUUGCAUGAUCAGCACAAACUCUAUGUCGAGGAUGGUGUUUUAAAAGUGAGAACAACAUCGCUUGAUGGUUUAGAAAUACCUGCUUCCAUGGCAUCAUUAUGGCACCAUAGAAUUGAUCGUCUUGAUGCUGAUACGCAACUUGUAUUGAAAGUAGCCUCUGCGUGUGGCAUGAAAUUUAAUGUUGAGACAUUAUGUGCCAUCUUUCCAGAGUCAUCACUCAAACAAGAGCAAUCUAGGAUUGUUCAAAUACUCAAUGAUUUGGUUACGCAAUACAAAAUAUUAGAGUUGAUCGAUGAAACAAAAGAGAAGAGCUUUUUGUGCUCUUCAUCCUCUGAGAAAGCAAGUUUUUACAAGUUCAAAUCAUCCAUGAUCAUUGAUAUUUUGAACUCUGUUAUUCCCGCCCAACAAAAACGAGAAUUGCACCUUGCCAUUAUCAAAUAUUACACUAGUAUUAUUUCAUCCAUAUGUUCCAAACAGAGAAAUCGAGAAAAAUCGACUUGGUACAUUUCGGAGAUUGCAUCUCAUUACGGUGCAUGUUUCGACAAGGUCUAUUUGGAAGAAAUUUUAUCUGGGGAUCAAGUGAAUCGUGGUGACGCUAUUUAUCAUGUAGCUUGUGCAAUACUGUUUAUUUCUAAAGGUUUGCAUCUUCUCGGUAAUCAUGGUGCAGAAAUUGUACAGGCCAAACAUCUAUUCACCUCUCUCAUUUGUAUUCUCGAGCUUACUCUUGCCACAUGGUAUGGAGAAAGAAAGGGACCAGAUCAUGUGAAUUAUAGGGAUUACUUGGAUAAUUGGAACAACACAGCAGCUAAUUUUACCGUCCUUGAUACCGUCCUUAAGGGUAUUGAAGCCAUUAAUGAUAGAUUUGAGAGAGACAAGUACGAACUUGGUAUCACUACUUCAUCAAACAAUAAGAUGAAAAAGAAAGAGUUAGCAAGCUUUAGAAACAAAACUGCAUCUCAAACAAUUGUUGGCAUGUCAAGAAUGAGUUGCAAAGAAUUUCUUUCAAAGGUUUGCCUUAAAUAUGCAUAUUUCUUACAAGCUCUCUCAGAUAAUAAUUUGAUGGCCACGUCAAACAACUCUCUCCAGAAUGCCCUCAAAUAUUGCCCAAAGAAAAACAGAGAGCUCUAUUUUGACAUUUACUGUGAAAUAUGGUAUCACAACUUUUAUUAUGAUUUAACAGAGGAAGCUCUCGUGACAAGUUCAGAAUUACUAAAUCUUGCAAAUGACAUUGGUGCGCCGUAUAUGCAAAUGUAUGCCUAUAUAGCCUGCAUGAUGUCUCAUCAAACAAAAGGAAACUUUUCGAAAGUGGCCUUUUUCGCUGACGAGGUUAUUAAUCAAUACUUGUCAGAUCCAGAGAAAUAUCACAAGUUGAGUAUUCAUAAUUUUAGAAAAAGAGAUGCCCUCCUAUUGUCAUGCACCUUUGCUGUGCGAUCUUUGUGGUGUAUGGGUCGAUACGAAAAGGCUCAAUAUUAUUUCAAUUUGGGCACAGAGCAUUCCAAAACGCGACUUCAUCUACCUUCGUUUAUCUUUUUCUACACAUUCACUUGUUAUUACUUGCUAUUGAGUAGACAAAUUGAUGAGUUGGAGAAAAGGGCACAACAAGGACUGCAAGUCAUGACCAUUUUUUCGAAUAAUGCGACUCUUCCAAUGCAGGAGCUUGCUAGCAAAUUUUAUGCUCAAUACGUGAGUUUUGUGAAAAGAAAUGUCUCGAAUGCGGAACAGUGUUUGACAAAUUUGCGUGAGCUCAGAGAGACGAUAUGUUAUAUGGAAUCGCUAUUUGAGUCCAUGCAACUCUAUAGCUCUCCCAAUCUCAUUUUCAAUUACGCCAUUCUGGAGUGUUGGUUGCAAUAUUUUGGAGUGGUCUUGUUGUUGUGCAAAAAGAGAGAGGAGAGAACGGAAGAGCAAGACAUGCUACUUUCCAAUCAUACCAUUGAGGCUGAUUUUGAAAGAUUUGAGAACAUGAUGAGUCAAUCCAUCAAAUCAAAGCAAGAAAAUUUAAUUGGGGAAUUGUUGCGACUGGAUGCCGAAUAUCAAGUGCUGAGAUGCAGAUUUUCUUCAUUCCAAAACAUUUCAGAGUGUUACCAUCGAAUUGAGAAAAUUUACAACGAUGCCAUUGCUUAUGCAAGUGCUCAAUUUGCACACGGAGUCAAGUUUAGAAUUUAUUUGUCUCGUCUCAAAAUGUACAAAUUAUUCAAGAAUGAGAAGGUUGAAAUUGAGUCAUUUUCCGAUGAUCCUCUUCAGACAAAUUCCUUCGUCACAUCCACCAAAGAAUUUUCAUCACAUGAAGCAGGAGCUACACAAUCCAUCACACCUCAAGGGGACCGUGAGGCCUCGACUACAACCACGUCGAUACAUGAUGAUUGGUCUCAAAAAAUUGAAUACACCAAACAUGAGCUCGAUCAUUUACUGGAGCAUCAUAUUGAACACCAACAUUCUGGUAAUCACGAUGUGGAGCAAUAUCGUGCCUUACUCGUUGACGAUGAUGGUUACACCUCUCCUCAUCACUCACAACAACUGUAA
Molecule: messenger RNA, 5415 nt
Organism: Naegleria fowleri
Lineage: Eukaryota; Heterolobosea; Eutetramitea; Acrasida; Naegleriidae
Exons: 4
Coding region: 1-5415 (1804 amino acids)
Biological process (GO): cyclic nucleotide biosynthetic process; intracellular signal transduction
Cellular component (GO): cytoplasm
Molecular function (GO): adenylate cyclase activity
Source: RefSeq, a predicted model, not a curated record